AUGAGUUAUAACUCUGUAUGCAUUCCCUUCCAGGUAACAAACUUGGAAGAGCGAGGUCGUGUGAAGUGCUAUCAGUAUUGGCCUUCGGAGGAGGGAUCCACUUACGGUGAUAUUCAAAUAAAUCUGACACAGACAGUAGAGUUAAGUGACUUUACUAUCCGCACGUUUUGUCUAAAGAAGGCCAAUAGCAGAGCUGAGCGAACUGUGAAUCAGUACCAUUACACUGUAUGGCCAGAUCAUGGUGUUCCUUCCUGCCCAACUUCUUUGCUAACGUUUGUUAGGAAAGCAUCGGGUGCUAACCCGUCUGAUGCCGGGUCUAUGGUGAGUUGGAAAAUGUGAAUCUUUAAUCUUUAAUCGGUUAAUUGCCAAUUAUAUCAUAGGCUAAAAUGGGUAGCAUAAUUAGGCAGUAAGUGAUGGUAGAUAGCUUUUCGCUGUGAGCUAAAACAUGGGCAAAGACGGAGCGGAAACAAUAGUAUAUGGAAGACUCUUCCUCGAAGGUACACAUCGAGCAAAAAAGAGUUUUGGGGGGCAUCAACAAAGGCAAAAAUACAGGUGCGUGUUGUAACAGUUGUUCGCAAUAGAGACCUUUGAUCUUUGUAACUGGUAUUGAAAGUGUUUCUUCGAAAAACGAAAGAAUUUCACAACUUAGAAGUGAACUCUAACCUUUCUUAUGCAAGCCUCUUCCCCUUACCACUUCACUUUCACCCCGAACCACCAAAAUUCCGAAACAUUUACGAGCACAUAUUGAUUAUUCACCUUUCGUACGUCAUGCAUCUUCAACAGGUGAACCUUAACCUUUUCCGGACGUUUACUGUGAAUUGACCUUUGGCUUAAACUUUGUUCUUUCUGAAAAUAAAAAUGUAUCUUUUGCAUUAUUGUAACUUUAUCCAGAGCAUAUAUUAGAUCUACCAUAACAAAGGCUUGGUUAAAUAUGAUAGCACUCCCUUAUUUAGAAAAGGGAAAUUGGCGACGUUGGCUCGGGGAUUAGGGAGUUUAAGCACGUUAACAUGAAGUGGACUUUUUGCCCUCUUGAGCGGUGAUUUUUAGAGCGUAGAAACUUAGCCAUACAAAUUUGGUAGCGUCAAGGUAUUUAAAAGCGGAAAAGGCUCUCUUCCGGUUGACGUGGGUCGCUCAAAAACGUCCCUGCUUAAACUCCCUAAUACCGCCGCGCACAAUAGUGGGAGGUCUGUGCUUUCUCCACCCCUUGCUCUCCUCAGUCUAGCUAUUUAUGUUGCAGGUUGUUCACUGCAGCGCCGGUGUGGGGAGAACCGGUACAUUCAUUGUUGUAGACUCCAUGCUGCAGCGUAUAGCGGCAGAGAAAACAGUCGACGUGUUUGGAUAUGUGAUGUCUUUGCGCUGUGACAGAAACAUCAUGGUACAAGUAGAAGAACAGUACGUUUUUAUCCAUGAAGUUCUCGUGGAAGCUAUUCACGCUGGGUAUACUGAAAUACGCGCGAAUGAACUCAGAGCACACGUCAAGAGGCUUAUGGAAGUCAAUGCAAAUACAGGUACAUCCCCAAUGGAUUUCCACCAAUUUUGCCGAUUAUAUGGGUAAUGGAUGGUAAUAUGGGAUCGUUACAAAAUUUUGGGAAGCUGCCCACCUCAAGGACCCUUCCCACAACCCAACGCUAACACCACUUUUUAACUAAGGGAAACUGUUGGGUCAAGGAGGCGGGGGGGGGGGGGGGGUGAAUGGGUGGGGAGGAAGUUUCCCGCGUAGAGCCAUUAGAAGGACAAUCCUUUAGACACGUAUUUGUAAGAACGGUGGCGCCAGUUUAUAGGUUAUCUUUAAAAACGUUUGCCCGACUUUAUAUCAGCUGGAAUGAGCUCAUUUUUAUUCCUGUUGUUUACUGCCUCUUAUUGUAGAUUUCAGAUUCAUCUCUGCAUUCUUGCAUGCGUAAUGAGCCGUGAAUUAACACGCGAGGCAGUUAUUAAAUUUCUAACAGCUCGGUUUUGCCAGAAUUUGAUGUAAAUGUCCUCGAAGCAAUUUUAACCAUUCCAAGAUUUUCAAUCUGACCAGUUACGGGGAAGUUCUCAUAAAAUAGUCACUGCUUAUUACAAGUGCAGCAAUGUCGAUUUGAAUUAGACACUAGUUACGGGAACGACUACUGGAUUUAUUUUUCAAAUAUCAAUUCAUUAAUAGAAUCUAAUAGGGGUACGCUUGACCUGCCUUGACUGUAAAGAAACAAUAGCGGCUUAAUUUGCACAAGAAAACAACAGACUGAAGGAUUUUGGUAGUUACUGUAAAAUGACGUUAUCGUACAAUUGUCCUGGGCCUUGUCCAGCUGUUCAGUGGCCCAUAAUUCGUUUACUUCUCAUGCAACAUGGUGGACUUAUGGUUAGUUGGGAGUUGGGCGGGUUCGUUCGAGCACUCAUCAUAAUUCACCUUUUUAGUUUAUUUCAUUUUAUUUACUUUUUUAACAGUAUUUUUAAUAAAUGGAAGAGCAAGUCAUUAUUGGAUCUUAGUGAUCACAGCAAUGACCUGUUCGUUCUAAGACAGAGAAAGAUGCGUUCAAUCAGAUAAUCGUCUUUGCUCGGAUAAUACCUUAUGCUACGCGCUCGGUCAUUAUUUAUACGAAGUCCUCGGAGCUUAGGCAUUAUCUCAUGUAUCAUGCAACUUUCUUUUAUUUGUCGACGUUAGAUCUACUCAAACGGGUCUUCAUAAGAGUGAGCCUCUCAUGAAAAGUACCCGCGGUUUCUAACAGGUAAUUAGCGAAUAAGGACAAUUUUUAAGUCCCUUUCUGGUUAAUCCUGUUUAAGCCCUUACGGUUUAACCGGCUAAAGUUAACAUCAAAGGUCAUCUUGAUUCACAGACAACCCCAACUAUGUCCCUGGAGAAUCCAUACCCGUGGAGGAGUUCGAAGGUCACGUGCGUCGCCUCCACGCAAAUGGCGACCUGUUGUUCUCUCAAGAAUACAGUGCUCUUCGUCCCUCUAUGGACUUUACUUGGAAUGCCACGCUAGCGCAAGAGAACAGAUUCAAGAACCGUUACAAUAAUAUUGUUGCCUAUGACCAUAGCCGAGUUUGUCUGACGCCGUUACAGGGGGUACCUGGGUCAGACUACAUCAACGCGAACUAUCUUGAUGGUUAUAGAAAAAAGAGGGCUUAUAUCGCUACUCAGGGACCCCUCCCAGAGACUGUUGACGACUUCUGGAGAAUGGUGUGGGAGCAAAACACAAAGACCAUUGUUAUGGUUUGUAUUCAUUAA
Molecule: messenger RNA, 3208 nt
Organism: Porites evermanni
Lineage: Eukaryota; Metazoa; Cnidaria; Anthozoa; Scleractinia; Poritidae
Source: the annotation of a GenBank genome assembly